This is a messenger RNA of Porites lobata, 9889 nucleotides long. The record is from the annotation of a GenBank genome assembly. NCBI's taxonomy places the organism in Eukaryota, Metazoa, Cnidaria, Anthozoa, Scleractinia, Poritidae.
CCUACAGGAAUGUGACAGGAAUACCAAGUUCAAAGGUGAAGAGAAAAUGGCGUAAACUCAACGUCAUGUUUCUUCGUCAGAAAUUCGCAAAUUUACCAGCUAGCGGUUCAUAUAUUAAGCCAUUAUUCUUAGACUGACCAGUUAUGGAUUCUCCGAAAAACGUUAACAGUGAAAGAUCUGCCCUUCUGCAUCCUAAUCCUUCAUUGUACACGAGAAGUAUAUCGCAAGAGGAAGCUAUACUUCAUCUUUCGAAGUCAAAAGAACGUUUCUUCGGCGUGUAUAGGUUGUACGGAAGAAGAUGGUAUGUUCUUUUGGUGCUUUUUGUCCUGAAUGUCUCUAACGCGAUGGUGAGUUGACAAAGCAGUCGUUCAAUGUCUUAAGUCAGUAUGAUAUUUCAUCAAUUAGAGCUUCAAAGAUGUUGAAGCUCGAUCGAGAACCACAGGCAACCCAAGCACAAAAGCGUUUGUAUGACAUACAUAAGGAACAAAUAGAUGUAAAUGGGUAAAAUUCCUCAAGCGAGUACGUGUAUCAUUACCUGGUAUCGCCAUUUUUAUUUGUUGCUGGUUUUUUUCUUGUACAGUUUCAGCAUGAUUUGAGUGGUUUUACCAGCGUUUUAGAUCAGCUUUAGGUUCAUCCCUUCAUCCCUUCCCCCCUCCCCCCCCCACCAAUGUUACACCCCCAAAAAGACUCAUUUUAACCCUAUUUGCCAAACAUUCAGCAUUGUUUGAGGUGGGAGGGGGAGGCCACCAGUUUUACUAAAAAUAUUUAACAAUUAUUCCACAAGUGCUCGUUGGAUAUGAGAUGGUAGAUAGCCAACAAGGCGCAUAGCACCGAGUUGGCUAUAAACAUCUCAUAUCCAACAAGUGCAAGUGGAAUAAUUGUUUUAUAAAAGAAUGCCCACAAAAUAUCCGGAGCUCUUCCCGACCUUAUUUUUAAAAACAACGGAUUUUCAGCUUGUUUUUAAUUUUGAGCAGAUGCAUAUCCCAGUUACAAUAUUUGGAGAGCAUGGUAUAAUGGCUCAUAUACCAUGAUAGCUGAGCCAAUCAGAGCUCUAGAAUUGCAUUAUCCAAUGAUUCAGAUUUUAAUAAAUAUAAAGAUAUCACUGGAAAGGUUCUAACACUUUUGACCCCCACUGUAGAGGCAACUUUUGAUACACACUGUUUACAGGUAGCCAUUAUGACACCUGAAGGAGGAUCAUGAGGUUAUCCCUAUACAUGUAUUAAGAUCCUUCCUAGAAGAUAACCCACUCAGCCCAGCAAAGGUGGGCCACACCAAUCGGGUCUACGUCCCCUACUCUUUUCGAACAGUGGUGUCGGUUCUUUUAUGUCCCACUAGAACCACAUAAUUGAAAGUACUGUCAGAUGGGACCUACAGUUUUUCAUCCUUAUCUGAGAAGACUAGAAAGUCUUACUGUAGAUGUCAUUAUAAAGGCAGGACUUUCUCAGUUAUUUAAAACCCUGAGCAUUGGACAGACUGGGUUAUGAACCCGCGACCUCCCAAUCAGCAGACCAGUGCUCUCUCAACCGAUGGUCUUUACUUCAUGUCAGACCUCACAGAAUUUCCUGAGCCACACCCUGUGUUGAUUUGUGUUUAUUUUUGCAGGAGGGGUAGGGGCCGGGCGUUUCUGGUUUUGGUGGGUACUGCUUAAAAGACAAUCUCAGAGUUUAGAUCUUCCAAGGGUGGUGCCUCUGUUUUUAAUGUAUAUCUUACUAUAAAAAUUAUCAUGUUUUAUCACAUAGCUAUGGUUGUCAUUUGCUCCAAUCGCUGAUUACACGGCUGGAUUUUACCAGAAAUCUGUUAAUGAUAUCAACUGGCUUUCCAUUGUUUAUCUUGUUUGCUAUUUGUUGUUUGGCUUGGUGACCAUGUGGAUUCUGGAUGUUCUUGGAUUACGAACAGGGGUGAGGAUUUUGCUUUUAGUGUCGGAUAUACAUUUUCUUUGUUUCAACUGAUUUUUAAUAAAGCAUUUGAUGAUUGUUAUCUUUCUAGUGGAUACAUGUAGCUCAUUUGGGUGAUCAAAAACUUUUAUUACAGUCGUGGAACCUCAAUACAACAAACCUCUAUACAUAUAGGAGAUCCUUAAUAUAGGGUUGACCUUUGGGGUUCCUUUUUCUUAAUAACUGCACUUGUUUGUAACAAUGCUUGCUUUUUUGAAAUAAAGUAUUGUAUUUUAUAAAAUAACUAAGAUAGUACAAGCGCUCUGAUUGGCCGAGAGGAGUGUUUGCAUGAGAAUAUGAAAACAUUGUUGUGGCGUCAAGGUGUUUUGCUUUUUGCGUGCUAAUCACGCAAGCACAAAUUUGAAAAAGUUUUCGAGUUCAAAACUCGUCAAGUUUGCUUUAUUUAACAAUUCCUCUGUCGGCUGAAACUUGGAUAAUCAUUACAAAGAAGGAGUGUGAAUUUUUUUUCGCUUAAGCUGACAGUUUAAGCGAGAAAAAUCCAUAUUUUGAAUAGCAUCUUCUUGCAAAACAAGAACUGAUUACGCGUGCAAGACGUCGUGUACAAGACUUUGCCACUGGUAAGAAUUUCUCUUUUAAUCAGUACCAUAACAGAGUUUUGCGUUUUUUCUCAGGAAAGUUAUUUUAUAAAAGCAAUAGAGAACUUUUUUCCUGUGUUUGCAUAGCCUGAUCGACUUCGUCUCGGGUUUGCAUAACUGUCUCGAAUUCUCCCAACCCCUCUCGUGUGUAUAUCAGGCUAUGCAAACAUGGAAAACGUUUUCUAUUGCUUAAAUAAUGAAGUCCUCAGUCUGAUGAAUGAUGUUUUUUACCCCAGUAAUAAUAAAAUAAUGAAAAAGAACCUUGAUAUAACAAAUCCUCAUAGCUAUUUUGCCACCCUUCGUACUUAUACUAAGGUUCCACUGUAUUUUCACCUUUAAAAGAAAAACAUUGAACCUAAUGGGCAGUUUACAACAGCAUCAAGGCUAUGCUCUAAGAAAAAUUGAAGUUAACCCAGUGCUUAAACCUGUGAAAUUCAGGAUGCUCAGUAUAAGACUUCUAUGAAAAAAAAGAUGUCCAAAAGCAAAAAUGAGGUGCCACUUGGCACUGCUAGAGCACAUGAGCACAACCCUAUAAGCAUACAUGCAUGCAAGGUUUUUUUUGUCCAAAUGUUAACAUGUUGGUCCAUUUAGCUUACAGAACCUUUUUCUGUCUAUUUAGAUUCUUUUAGGUGCCUGGCUUAAUGCUGUGGGAGCAGCAGUCAGAAUAUUAAGUGGAACUGAGUUUGUCCAUACGAACUCCAGAUUUGUUGUAGUGAUGAUUGGUCAAACCUCUGCAGCAUUAGCACAACCUUUUCUUCUUGGUUCCCCAACUAAGCUGGCUGCUGUGUGGUUUGGAGCAGAUGAAAGAGCUACCGCGAACAUGAUAGCUUCAUUGAGUGAGCUCAGUCUUCAAAUGAAGAAAAAUUUUAUUUUCAAUUGAUAAAGUUGCAAUUUUUGUUGCAUUAUAGCAACUUGCUGUUCAUUGACAUUUUAAUACAGAAUGGAACCUAGACAUACAUGUAGAACCUCCUCAAAAGAUAUAAGAACUGCUCAUGCCUGAACUGCAGAUUUGUAAUCCGUUAGUCAAAUUAAUAUUAAUUUAGUAUAUUAGUAAUGCAUAUCACACAUUACACUUGCCUCAAGUUAGUUAAUUAUAAUGUACAUCAAAUUUUUACAAUAUCUUUAUUUUUAAGUCUACUCCAUUUGACAGGAUUAAAAAAGAGAAACUUACUGUAUUUCCUGGAAUAAUAGCUGUCCUUCGAUUAAUCGCCUCCCUUUGACUAUCUGCUCCCCUUAGAUGGAAAUAUUGAAAAUAAUCGCCUCCCUCAAAUAAUCCCACCCCCACCCCUCUUGCCAUCUUCUCUUUCUUUUAUCCCCUCCCUGUCAAGUUGAAGUGGAGUCUGAUCCAGCAAAACUGAUCAGUGAUGAUUCAUGCUCUGAUGCCAAGAAUAUUGACACUGAAAAUUAAUCAAGGGACCAAAUUUGGAACACUUAGAAAGCCAAUGUUGAAUUAUUUUGAUGUGAUCAUUUUUUGGUUAAAUGGGAUAAUAAAACAAAAUAUUUAGGGCACAAAUUCCAGUGAGCACUACUUGAAAUAAUCGCCUCCCUCAAAUAAUCGCCCCUUUCUGUGUGAAAAAAAUACAUGUAAUAAUCACCCCCAACUGUCAUUCAAGGAAAUAUGGUAUGUCAAGUCACCCACAAGCAAAUGAUCAAGCUAGAAAUUCUGAGAUUGCCUUUUCUAUAGAUCAGAUGAAGUUCCAAGUUUUUAAAUGUUUGUUUGAUGAAUUUUUUCACUUUGGUCUCCAGGUAAUCCUGUAGGUGUUAUGGUGGCUAAUGUGCUAGGCCCAGUUCUUGUUAAACAUAACAAUGACAUACCUUUCAUGGUAGGCUCUUUCGCAGUUGCUUUAAUGUUGUCACAUCAACUCCAACUUUACUUCUCACUGCUAAGAAUAAGUUUGUCCAGUCUGUCUAAACACUGUGUGAAGAUCGCUAAAUCACUUGUCGUCAUAAUGACCACAGUUAAUAGUGUACCAAAACAACUAAAUGGCAGCCAUGUCUGUGUACCAAAAAAAACCCUGUGGGGAUUAAACUGUUUUCUCAUAUUGAAACUUUCAUUUGUUCCAAGAAAUUUUAAGUAAUGUGAAAACAGUCUUAAGUCAUGGCAUGAUGUCAUGUCCCAGAAUUGUUGUUGCCUGUCAAUAUAAAUGUAAUGCUAACAUAAUUUGCUAAAAAUUACGAUAUUUGUGUGGGUCUUAUUAUCAUUAAUUUUAUGCUCAAUUUAUUUCCUUAGUUAGAAAUGUUCUCUGUUCCUGCCUUUCUUGGUGUUACCAUGGCAACUCUGGGAGUGUGCAGCAGCUCCCCACCCACCCCUCCCACAGCUUCAGCAGAAUCAAAGUCAGAGCCUUUCUUCACAGGGCUUAAAAAGGUGGGUGGAUGGCAACUUAAAUACUCCUGAUAUUCUACUGAAGGCAAUCUUACCUAGCUUUAUUUGUAGCUUCACUUUGUGAACGUUCACAGACAAAGACUUCCGUAAUACUAACCCAUUUUCUAAAGGACUCUUCUUGUAGAAAAAAAUGUUCAUGGACAAUGACAGUGAUCUUAGAUGAUUGUAAUUUUCAUAACGACAUGACUCCAUUGCAUUUUUAAAAACUGAUAACUUUUGCUGACAGAAACAUAUUAAUUAAUUAUUAAAUUGCUAUGUCAUUAUCGCGGGUGACAAGAGGAACCCACAAUCCUAAUCUUCAGGUUGCUAUUACGCAUACACAGCAUGUAUAUACAGUGAGUAGCCAGCUUUACUUGGACUUCCACUAAAAAUGAAUGGAAUGUAUCGCAGGUAAUCUGAUCAUGCGCAUUUGGACCUUCUAUCACUUGUAGUUUAAUCACACAUGUUUUGACCAUCUAUCACGUGAAACUUAUGCAAAGAAUAGCGUUUGAACAAAAGCGUUUAACCUUCAAUCAUUUUUGCCCACACUCUGUAACCCUUGAUUACUACUAGUUAAUAAUUACUUCUUGCUGUCAAAUUUGUUGAACUCAUCUUUUCAGAUUUUACAAAACAAGGCAUACCUGGUGUUGAUGAUUGCAUUUGGUAGUGGGAUUGGUCUUUUUACAUGUCUAACAACCCUCCUGGAGCAGGUCAUUUGUCCACGGGGCUAUAAUGAUGUACGUUUCUACAGAUUAAACAUGUUGGCAUCAGAUUUUUUUCUGGCUGGCAAAACAGGUUUUAUUAAUCAAAAGCAUAAGAACCCACCUGUAAUAUGUAUGGCUAUGCAAAUGACAAGUCUUUCUUUUGAUAAAAGGAAGGUGGGUACAUACUCAUCAAGACAGCACCUGACCAGUCUUUCUGUGAAGUAGGCUUGGGCGGGGAACGGGGGUUACUGUCAUUAUGGGCUAUAUAAAUUAUUAGGUAUGUGCCGCUUUGUGCAUAGGUUUACAUUAUUUUCAAGCAGUUAAGUCUGGGAUAGGUUAUAGAAAUCAGAGAAAUUUGGCUAGAAAAGAGUAUCAUUUUCCAGGAAACUGCUUGAUCAGUCAGUUAUUGGUUGAAGAUUUUAGUCUGGACUCAGAAAACCGGGAAUUGACACUCAAAAAAUGUAAUUGGAAAAUUUAAAUUUACCUGCAUCUCAGUUUAAUAGCCAAAAAAGUUGUGAGUAGAUGACCUUAUUAAAUAUAGCGACUCUAGGAUGGUGAGUGGUGACUCAGGGUUGUCACUAAGAUUUCAAGUUGUCGUGUAAAGACAACAGUACAUGUAGGUGGGGAAUCGAACAGCUAGGGAUGUCUUUUGGUUCCAGAUUUCUUUUAAGUCCAAUAAAAGGAGCCAGGAGCCACACUCAUUGUAGCCGGGGGGAAAUCCCCGGCCCCUGGCUCUUAAUGACCGCCUCGGUGACAGGAGCUUAGUCUUGUAUAGGGUAGCAACAUUCAGCUGAAUACUAGGUGUGGUAUAAGCUAAGGUUUCAAGGAUCUGAGCGUCACACCCCCGCUCACCCAUCCCUUCCACCCUGUCCCCCUGGGAGUAGUCGUUCACAUCUCCACUCACCCAUCCCUUCCACUCGGUCCUUCUGGGAGUAGUUGUUCACAUCCCCACCCAUCCCUUCCAACCAGUCCUCCUGGGAGUAGUCGUUUACAUCCCCACUCACCCACUCACCCAUCCCUUCCACCCUGUUCCCCUGGGAGUAGUCGUUCCUGGCUGCUACAAUAGCUUGACGUCUUUCCUAAUAUUGGCCAGAGUGAAUGAUUAGAUAGUUAAUGAUAUUUUAUUACUGCUCAUUCUUUCAGGAAAUGGCAGGCGUAGCGGGAGCAGUGUUAAUAGCUGUUGGUCUGUUAGGAGGAGGUUUAGCUGGUGUUUAUAUUGACAAGACCAAGAAGUUUGAAGAAACCGCCAAAGUUGCAUAUGGUCUAGCAGCAGUAUCAUGUGCCCUUUUUGCUGUUGUAAGUUUGAGUAAUAUAGCGUAAUACCUAAUUUUUCGCUUGAAAUGUGAAGUCUCCUGGUGAAAAACUCACGGAUGUCUCAAUCUUGGACAAAACCAAGGAUGGUUGAUACCAUAAAAUUCCGAAAAUAAGCCCCUCCAUGCAUAACGCCCUCGAAAUAUAAGCCCCCCAAACUCGUAACGCAAAAAACCCUCCGUUAAAUCGCCCCUCCAAAUAUAAGCCCCGCGGGGGUUUGUACUUGAAAAUUGCCCUCAAAUACAAAGUAAAAUAAAGCAAAAACUGUAAAUUUCCUUCCAACUGUAAGGCUAGCCCAAUCGAUUUUGAAACGCAAAUUUCCCUUCAUAGAAAAGCCCCUCCAAAAAUAGCAACUCAAACAAGGCUUUGAAAAAUAUAAGCCCAGGGGCUUAUUUUCGGAUUUUUACGGUAACUUGUUUCAACCACGUCGACAUUUUCGCUGAAACCCGUAGUAGAUUGACGACGACUAUCACGUUUCCCCCCUAAAUAACGCUGGUUCACACGCGCGCACUAGUUAGUAUUGAAGAAAUCUCGUUCUCGUAGUCCUCGUUUUAGAAGCCAUAGGUCUUUGUGAAAUGAGUGCCCCUUGCCCCCUCCCACCCCAAGAACCUUAAGACAAAGGAAAGGACUCACUGGUAUUAAGAAUCGUGGUCGUUUUCGCUAACGAGAGCUUUUCGUCAAAGAGUUUGAAGAGAUAGUUCAAAUGGGGUUUAACAAUAGCCUGCGUACGAAGAGCUCGCUCAGAAACGCUCGUUACGCAGGCUUGCCUGUACAAUGCUGCUGGUCCCAACUAGAAGUGGUGGUUUACGAGAGUUGUCGCAGGGAUAGCUUACAUAGUACAGUGGAACCCUGCCCUACGGAUCCCCAUAUAAAACGACCAGUUUCGUUUGUUCCGACGAAAUGCUCAUGCAUCUUAUCGAAAAUUAACCCGCUUUUAAAGUACGAACACUACUUAAUACGGACUACAGACACUAUUCUAUGUCCCGAGUCAGAUGUCAUAAAUCGUUAGCCUCGCUGUGCGGAAACUGGUUAUCAGCACAAUGUAUUUAGAGAGCUUUAGAUUUGAGGACAAGAACGAGUACAAGUACGACAUUACAUUUAAAGUUUUUGCGCGUGUUGUCAAAAAAAAGAGACUCCCCGGAAAGCUUCAUUUUCCUUUUUUUUUUUGUCACAAAAAAUUUAGUACGGUUAUUUAUACUGAAGGGGGUUAAGCCCUCUCUCGAUAGCAAAAUGAUAAAAUUUCUUACAUUUGAUAACAUUUUCCCGCCACUACGACAUUCUCGCGAAAACUCGUAGUAGAAUGACGACGGCUAUCACGUUUUCCCGGCAAAAUGAGGCUAGUUCACGUGUGAGCAUCUUCGUCCUCGUCUCAAAAUAUAAGCUCUCUUUAUACCGAAUAUCUUAUCAAUGAAAACCUAGCACAAACAGCGAAUUACCUUUUAAACAUUCUGUCUAAUGUUCAGUCCUCCUGGCCUGAGUUGCAAGCUAAAAGCGUCAGUAUAAAGUAAAGUUAUGGAUUUCAUCGUUGUAUUUCAAGACAAGAAUACUUGAAGGGUAGUUUUACUCUGAGACUGAUAAAUGAUAGUAAGGUUUCUUAAGAUUGAACUUGUUAAAAUUACAGAUAAAUGUUUAGACUUUUUUUAGACUUUAGACUCGGACACCCAGAUAAUACGGACAUUAUUGCAUGUCCUCUCGUUGUCCGUAUUAACCGGGUUCAACUGUUCCUCUCUUCUUCAGAGUCCUUGCAAGCUAACUAUAAAUAUCUCUGUUUGUUAUCAGGUAGCAAGGAUGCCUCAUCAGCCUGUUCUUAUUGUUGUUAGCUGCGGUUUAUUUGGCUUCUUUGCGUUCGCUCUUAUGCCCGUCUGUUUGGAAGUCGGGGUGGAGUGUACCUAUCCUGUGGCUGAAGCAACAAGUGCAGGCCUACAGUGGAUGGCUGGGUAUGUUGUGUACGAUGUACACAAGGCAACAGGGAAAGCAGGCAAAUCAACAAAAAAAAAUUAGCUUUGAAACGGACACUCUAAACCUCCAAGCAAUCAACGAAGGCUUUUCAUUCAACUAAUUAAUAACUAUGAUGUAAUCGAUCUUAUUAUUCAUUCAGAAUAAUUUUCCGUUUCUGAUUGGCUAAAAUCCCACGCAUAAUUAACAAUUAUUCCUCGAGUCCGAAUGGGCUCUGAGUCAAUAGCCAUUUAGUCUAUUGACUCAGAGGCCAUGAGAUAAGGGAUAAGGGAAGGGGGGCGGUCUCAAAAAAAAAAUUUUUUUUUGCCCUUCGGGCCUCAGUUUGGUCUAAAAAUAAGGGGGCCGGGUUCCUCCCCUGCAUCCGCCACUGAAGAUCCUGGAGUGUCUAUAAGGUCAUUUACGGUGCCUAAGUCCACUUUUUUCGUUGUUUUCGAGCUAAAAGUAAAACCAGUUCUACUUUGCACAUAAAUGGAAUUACCUGAUUUGGAUAAGAGAACUAAGGCCCUGACCUCACUAAUGCAGUGUGUGUAUGUCCCUUAUUCUCCCGAUUUGCCUCGCUCGCCACUUUUUGGGGACCCUUUAUCUCCCGCAAUUCUCAAUUGAAGAACUUCGCUGAGCUUCAAGCAAAGAGAUGUUGGUAAGAUUUACAAUAUGUUCGUGGAAUAGCAGAGUUAUGAUCCUUUUUUAUGUCUUUUCUUUUUCAGUCAAGCCACCGGUAUCGUUUUCAUCUUACUUUGCCAAUUGUUAGAAGUUCCAAGACGUUUUAAAGACCACAAAUGUCAUGGGAAAUCUAAGGGCGACAAAGUCCCAGACUUUGAAAGGGCCAUGUACUUUAUGACAUCAACAGCGGUUGCUAUGGCAAUUCUCCUUAUUUGUACGUUCAAGCCUUCCUAUAAACGCCUGGAAAUGGAGCGGAGGAGAGCAGCAAUGAGAAUUCUAAACGUAGGAAAUCAGGGGAGAUUACCUACCUUCCCUAGCAAUGGAUCUAUCUCAGAGAAUGGGGGAGAUGUUCCAGGGUCACCCUAA